Molecule: messenger RNA, 4549 nt
Organism: Caenorhabditis angaria
Lineage: Eukaryota; Metazoa; Nematoda; Chromadorea; Rhabditida; Rhabditidae
Source: the annotation of a GenBank genome assembly
AUGAGGAACAAUUUAGUGCAACUCUUUCAUAUUUUUCUGCUUUUUAUUCAAAAUGCUAAUUGCUAUUAUAAUUGUUCGACACCUAAAAUUACCAGGUUUUUGGAUACUUUGACACUUUAUUUUCACCCAAACAAGUUUCAGAUCAUACUUGCAAAAUUUGGUGAACGAAGCGAAUACUGUAGUAUCAGCAAAUGUUAAAAGUAUUAUUUAUAAGAAUACAGAUGAUAUAAAUCUGGAAAUUGAAGCUUUGGAAAUCAAACCAAUACGAUUUUACAAAAGUCCAAGCCGACAUUUGCCAAAAACUAUAACAAUUUAUAAUUUGAUGAAAGUUGAGCCAUGUCCAUAUAAAUUAUUGACAUCAGAAAUUCGAGUUUUCUUUCUCACUGAAAAUGAUGAACUCCUUGCUCCUCUAAUUCGAAUAAAUUUAUCUGUUUUGGAUCAAUUGCAUACAAUUUCAAAAGGAAAACCUCAUCGACAUAGGAGAAAAUCAAAGAGAAGUUUGUAAUUUUUGUAGAUAAUCGAUAAUUCGGGGGAUAUUUUUAAAAUUCUAAUUUUUUAUUUGUGAGAGAGGGAUUUUUUUUAAUUUUUCACGUGAACUUUCACAACGAAAGGUGCACAAUUUAAAUUAAACUUUCAUUUUGAAACAAACAUUUCCAGCUGUUUGUGAAAAUUCAUUGUGCCCUCUCGGUUCAAAAUGUGAUCUUCACAGUGGAAAAUGCGAAUGCCGUUCAAAAUGUCGAUUCAAAGGAGAAGUUGUUUGUGGAAAUGAUGAUGUAACAUAUUCAAGUAUGUGUCAUUUGGCUGUUAGAAGUUGUAUGAUGGCGGGAAAAGGAAAACGAUUGAAAAUGAAAUCAAAGGGACCAUGUAGUAAGUUUAUUUUCAAAAAAAAAUACGAACUCAAGUUAUUUUUAAAAUCUAAAUGUAUUCUUGUAACACCUGCGAAAAUCAUGUUUACGCAUAACAUAUGUGCCAUUCCCAUUGUUUUGAAAGCAUUGACCGAAACAUUAUUAUCCCCCUUUUUCUUUGCCAAACAUAAGUAAGUAACUUAAAAAAGGGAAAGAAGCAUAAACUACAGUAAGCUUUAUUGCAUACACACACUUUUAAAUAUCUGUGAGCAAAUGAAAGAUGGAAAGAUAGAAAGAAGGGGGAAAAUUAUUUUGGAAGGAAAAAGCUGUUAUGGCAAAUUGAAUUUGAAACCGCGAAAAAGAGAUGGGUUUUGAGAAGAGAAGCUCAUUUUAUGUAUUUCUCGACGAAAUGCGCGAGAUUUUUAUUAUUUUAUUCGCUUCUAUUUUGUUUAGUUUUGAGAAAAGUGUAGUUUUAGGAUGUUAUAGAUAUUCGAAAGGUUUGAUCCAAAAAAACUUGUGAUUGACAAACAAUUAAUUAUUCUUCAGAAAAACGAAAUCCUUGCGAAGAUUUGCGAUGUGCUGCAGGUGAAGAAUGUGUUGUCAAACAAUCAGAUGGUAUAUUGGCUGCCAAUUGUGUGUGUCCACAAAACUGUCCAAAUUACGGUGACUCGAUCGAAUCAUCUCCUGUUUGCUCUUCUCAUGGAGUUGACUAUCAAUCAUCCUGUCACUUGAAUCAUCAUGCGUGUGAAUCGAAAUCUAAUAUUACUGUCAAGUAUUAUGGAAGAUGCGGUGAGAAAACAAACUUAUGAAUAAUUCAAAAUUUAUAUUUUGGGGAUUUUCAGAUCCUUGUCAUGAUUUUACUUGUCCACGUGGAUUAAUGUGUAAACUUGGAAAAGAUCGCAAACCGGAGUGUCGUUGUAGCGAACAGUGUUCUCUAGAAUUUUCUCCAGUUUGUGGAACCGAUGGAAAAACCUAUACAAAUGAAUGUAUUCUCAAUUUAUCGUCUUGUAAAGAAAAUCGUUUCAUCGCGAUUUGGAAAAAAGGAAAAUGUGAAACAUAUUCAACUCCAUGCUCAAAUAUUCAAUGUGCUCACGGAGCAAAUUGUUAUAUUAAAUCUGAAGAUGAAGCAGAAUGUCAAUGUCACAACAAAUGUGAAGAUGUUAUGCGACCAGUUUGUGCUACAGUAAGAUUUUUCGGCGAGAAGAGGAGGGGAGGGGGGUUGAAAAAUAAAAAAAAACUGAAAAAAUAAAAGAUAUAUGUGGCCGAACUAUUUUGGUGGCCGAAUUCUCGACAUUUCUCGGCCACCAAAGUAGUUCGGCUAUUUUAAGCGCGCUUUUAUUUUUUUCAAGUUUUUUUUUCCGAAAUUUACGUUCAACUUCAAAAGUGUAAUAGUUUUAAAAUAUUUUUUCUGGUUUUUUAGCUCCGUACAAAAUUAUGAUUAACCAGAAUUAUAACUUGUAUUGUUUUUUUCCAGAAUGGUGAAACAUUUGACAAUGAAUGUGAAAUGAGAAAAAGAGCUUGCGAAACAUCAACAAAUCUCUCAAUCAAACACCACGGAACUUGUGGAGUUGGAGUUUGUGCAACAUUUUCCGAAUGCAAAAAACCUAAAGUUUGUGAAAUUGAAAAUGGAAAACCGAAAUGUAUUUGUCCAAAAUGCACUGACGAAUUGAAAGAAGUUUGUGGAAGUGAUGGAAAAACAUACCCGAAUGAAUGCAAAUUAAGACAAGCUGUUUGUCUUCUCGGAACAAAUCAAAAUAUUUUUGUGAAAUAUAAUGGAAUUUGUGAAGGAUGCGAAAGUCAAAAAUGCGAUUUUUAUUCGAGUUGUGUUGUUGGAACGAAUGGAAAAGCAACCUGUCAAUGUCCAGAUUACUGUACUGGAGAACAUCGAGAAGUUUGUGGAACUGAUGGAGUUACGUAUUCAAGUGAAUGCCAUUUAAGAAAAAGUGCCUGUCAUUAUAAAAAGUUUAUUGUAACUGCUUUCGAAGGAAAAUGUGGUAGGCUAUUUAUUUCAUUUCUGAUGAGAUUUUUUCGAUCCAAAACAAUUAAUUUUUAUAUAGAUGCUUGUCUUCAUGUUCAAUGUACAUAUGGACAAGAAUGCCGAAAUGGAAUUUGUAUUUGCUCAUAUAAUUGUCCGGAAAACCCUCCAGCAAAUGCAAGAAUUUGCGGAGAAAAUGGCGUUCUUUAUCCAUCAUUUUGUCAUUUACAACUAGCUUCUUGUCAAAAAGGUUCCCCAAUUGGUGAAAUGCCACCAACGCAUUGUCAUUCAUCGAUUGCAACAUUUCCAGGUUUGUAUUUUUCAUUCCACCUCAUUUUUUCUGCUUUUUUGCAUGUUGUUUGUUUUAAGCACAAUCUUGCACUUGCACUUUUGGCGCGAUUUGUGAACAAAAUCAAUGUAAAUGUCCGAUAUGUGAUCGUCGUAAUCUACCGUACCCAAUUUGUGGUUCGGAUGGCAAUAUUUAUCAAAAUCAAUGUGAUUUGAACACAAUUUCGUGUCGAGACCAACGUUUGAUUCAUGUUUUGCCAUUGUUGUCGCAAUGUUCACAAUUUAAUGGUUUCAGUAGGCACAAAGACAACUAGAAGAUUUUUUGGAAAUGAAAAAAAAUUUUGAGAUUUUAUUUUGCAAAUAGUUGAUCUUCAAAAGUCUCCUAGUUGUCUACGCCUUCGAUUAAAAUACAAAUGAUUUCGUCAUCUGGAAAACUUAUUUUCAGAUACUUGUCAAUGCAACAGAGUUGGAUCUUUUGGUCACACUUGUGAUGAAUUCGGACAGUGUAAAUGUCGACCUGGAGUAACUGGACUAAAAUGUGAUCAUUGUAUGUCUGGAUUCUGGGGUAUUCAUUUGAUCGCUCAAGGAGCUUUGUCUUGCACACGUGAGUUGUUUUUCUGGAAACUUUGACAGUUUUCAAAUUUUAAGCGUGUGGAUGCAGUUCAUUUGGUGCAGCUCGUUCGGAUUGUGAACAAUCAACUGGAAAAUGUGAAUGUCAUAAUGGUGCAAUUGGAGAUAAAUGUAAUUUAUGUGAAGAUGGACAAAUUUUAACAGCUUCUGGUUGUGUUCUCGCAUCAAACUAUAAAACACCGCGUGAUUGCUCAUCUUUGAAAUGUCACCAUUCAGCCAAAUGUGUUCCAUCUCCUUCAAGUUUUCCUGAUUGUAUUUGUCCAAAUUCGUGUAACUUGGAUACAUUAGGAUUAAUUGCAAAUAUGACAGUUUGUGGAUCAGAUGGAGAAACAUAUUCAAAUAUGUGUGAAAUGAAAAUGUUUGCUUGUAAACAUCAAAUGGAUUUGACUGCUGUUUCAAUGGGAAUUUGUGAUAAUGAUAAUUUAGAAAUACUUGGAAGAUUAGGAAGAGAAGAAAAGUCGGGAGGAAAACGACUUGGAUCACAAUGUGAGGAUGAUGAUGAUUGCGAUAAGGUUGGAACUUUUUUUUUGGAAUUCCUGAUUUUUUCAAAAAAUAAUUUCAGUUGAAUGCUCGAUGUGUUACAAGACCUGGUAGAAAAUCAGCUUGUGAAUGUGUUGAAGGCUCAAAAUCACAUCUUGGAAAAUGUGAAGAAAUUGAAAAAGAUGAGGAGAAAAACGGAAGAGAACAUCUAAAUUUGGAAAUUGGGAAUGUGCCAAGAUUUUUAAAAAAAGAAAAUGUUAGAAGAUUUUCGAAAUUGUCUAUAAAUCUUCGACUUUCCGAUCGAAAAAAGAAGGAUUUAUUCUUCGAAUGA